Neoarthrinium moseri is the source of this 1647-nucleotide messenger RNA. RefSeq lists its product as uncharacterized. Gene Ontology annotation, cellular component: cytosol; chaperonin-containing T-complex. Lineage: Eukaryota; Fungi; Ascomycota; Sordariomycetes; Amphisphaeriales; Apiosporaceae. Bases 1 to 1647 code for a protein of 548 amino acids. Gene Ontology annotation, biological process: protein folding. The transcript has 3 exons. The record is from RefSeq and is a predicted model, not a curated record. Gene Ontology annotation, molecular function: ATP binding; ATP-dependent protein folding chaperone; ATP hydrolysis activity.
AUGGGCGCCGCCCCGUGCCUGCUUGUCGGCGUCGCUGACCUGUCUGUCGCCCAACAGUCGUCCUUCAGUCCCACCCAGAUCUUCGAUGAGGGCACCACCGAGGAGAAGGGCGAGAACGCCCGUCUCUCGGCCUUCGUCGGCGCUAUCGCCGUCGGCGACCUCGUCAAGAGCACCCUGGGCCCCAAGGGCAUGGACAAGAUCCUGCAGUCCGCCUCCACCGCCGAGAUCAUGGUCACCAACGACGGCGCCACCAUCCUCAAGGCCAUCUCCCUCGACAACGCCGCCGCCAAGGUGCUGGUCAACAUCUCCAAGGUGCAGGACGACGAGGUCGGCGACGGUACCACCUCCGUCGCCGUCCUGGCCGCCGAGCUCCUCCGCGAGGCUGAGAAGCUCGUCGACAAGAAGAUCCACCCCCAGACCAUCAUCGAGGGCUACCGGAUAGCCAGCCGCGCCGCGCUGCAGGCCCUCGAGGAGUCCGCCGUCGACCACAGCAAGAACUCCGAGGCCUUCAAGAAGGAUCUGCUGGCCAUUGCCCGCACCACCCUGAGCUCCAAGGUCCUGGCCCAGGACCGCGACCUCUUCGCCAAGCUCGCCGUCGACGCCGUCCUCCGCCUCAAGGGCUCGUCCGACCUCAGCCACAUCCAGAUCAUCAAGAAGGCCGGCGGCAAGCUGAGCGACUCGUAUCUCGACGAGGGCUUCAUCCUGGACAAGAAGAUCGGCGUCAACCAGCCGAAGCGCCUAGAGAAGGCCAAGAUCCUAGUUGCCAACACGUCCAUGGACACGGACAAGGUCAAGAUCUUCGGCGCCCGCGUCAAGGUCAGCUCGACCAGCAAGCUUGCCGACCUCGAGAAGGCCGAGAAGGACAAGAUGAGGGCAAAGGUGGAGAAGAUCAAGGCACACGGCAUCAACUGCUUCAUCAACAGGCAACUCAUCUACAACUGGCCCGAGCAGCUCUUCACCGACGCCGGCAUCAUGUCUAUCGAGCACGCCGACUUCGACGGCAUCGAGCGCUUAGCCCUGGUCACCGGCGGCGAGAUCACGUCCACCUUCGACCACCCCGAGCAGGUCAAGCUGGGACACUGCGACGUGAUCGAGGAGGUCAUCAUCGGCGAGGACACGCUCAUCAAGUUCUCGGGUGCUGCGGCCGGCCAAGCAUGCACCAUCGUGCUCCGCGGAGCGACAGACCAGCUGCUGGACGAGGCUGACCGAUCACUCCACGACGCCCUCGCCGUUCUCUCACAGACCGUCAAGGAGCCGCGGACGACCCUGGGCGGUGGCUGUGCCGAGAUGCUGAUGGCCAAGGCGGUCGAGGGUGCCGCUACCCGGGUGGAGGGCAAGAAGCAGAUAGCCGUCUCCUCCUUUGCCGUCGCCCUGCGACAGCUCCCCACCAUCCUGGCCGACAAUGCUGGUCUGGACUCGAGCGAUCUGAUUGCAAGAUUACGGAAGGCCAUUUACGAUGGCAUGUCGACCUAUGGCCUGGACUUGAUGACCCCCGGAGGCGGCAUCGCCGACAUGCGCGACCUGGGCGUCAUCGAGGCCUACAAGCUCAAGAAGAACGUGGUGUCCUCUGCGAGCGAAGCGGCUGAGUUGCUAUUGAGAGUAGACGAUAUUAUCCGUGCCGCCCCGAGAAGGCGCGAGAGGCAAUGA